Molecule: messenger RNA, 9300 nt
Organism: Effrenium voratum
Lineage: Eukaryota; Dinophyceae; Suessiales; Symbiodiniaceae
Source: the annotation of a GenBank genome assembly
AUGGAAGGCGAUGGCUGGCUGGAUGAAGCUUUGCCAGAUUUUGAUGAGCUAGCUGAAGAGUUUGCGGGUUGCCCAGCCCCAGCAGGGGGAACUGCAGAUGAUCAGUCCGGAAAUGUGCCUGACAGGCCGCAACUGCUGAGCAACUGCUUGGCAGGCUUAGCGGGCGGCGAGGGCAAGUGGAAGUGCAAGACCUGCCUGUGCCAGUGGGACAUGAGCACCAUCAAGUGCCAGGCCUGUGACGGAUACCAGCCAGGGCUAUCUGAAGAGGCCAUUGCAAAGAUGGAAGCGGAAAAGGAGGCACAGCAUGCAGCAGCCAUUGCCAAGUUUCAGACGACCUCCACCGUCAAGCCAACAGGCUUUGGUUCUGCAGCGGCGAGUGCUGGGAGCAUCUUCGGAUCUGCAAGCUCUCCAUCUUUGGUUUUUGGAUUUGGGAGCGGUGAGGGUGCCAGCUCAGCUGGCAUCGGCUUCGUGGCCACAGGCACCAGCAGCGGGUUCAGCUCUGGAUUUGGCUCUGGAUUCGGCUCUGGAUUUGGUUCUGCGUUUGGUUCUGGUUUCGGAAGCAGCUCCCAAGCUGGCAGCGUAUCUUUUGGUUUUGGAGGAUCUUCUUCGAGUUCUGCUCCUGCCUUCACCUUUGGCACGUCCGCUGCUCCGGCUGCGCCCGUCAGCAAACAGCUGCAGGAGUUGCCUGACCUUGAGCGGACCGAUGAGGUGCCAGUGGGGGACGUCUUUGUGCACGGCAGUGGGGAGUGCGACCAACUUGGCUUGGGAGACGACAUGCGCGAGCGGCGCAAGCCAACUCUCAUGAAAGCGCUUGUUGGCAAGCAGAUAUCUGAAAUUGCUGUUGGAGCCAUGCAUGUUCUCUGCGUUUCUUCAGGUGGAGCUUUGUACAGCUGGGGGUGCAACGAUGACGGGGCUUUGGGCAGGGUGUCCUCUGACGGCUCUGAUGGAGGCCCGUCGGAUGUAGAGCCUUCCCGCGUGAGCAUGCCAAGUGGCGUUGCCGUCCGCAAGGUGUCUUGUGGUGAUUGCCACAGCUGUGCAUUGGAUGAUCGUGGAAGAGUUUGGCUGUGGGGCACCUACAAGGAUUCCAACGGCUACAUUGGCAUCGUGCACAAGCGGAAGCAAGAGUCGGAAGUGCUGGAGAAGAGUUCUGAGCCUGCCCUUGUGCUGGAGGGAUGUUCCAUGCUUACCAGCGGUGCCAACCACACUGUUGCUCUUUCGGCAGCAAGUGGGCCAAGGAAGGUUUAUGCUUGGGGUUCCAACGCGACUGGGCAGCUUGGUGUGGCUGAUGCUGUUGGCUGCGGGUUUGCGGAGAAGCUGAUUCCCUCCAACCAGCUCGGAGGCCUCACAGCGCGGGACGCAGGCGGUUGCGAAAUUGACGGCGAGCCAGUGGUUCGACUGCGAGAAUCCAACGGCACAGAGCGGAGUGCAGCGACCAUGACCUUGGCAGAGUUGCAGCAAGCCGCCCAAGGGCCACAGGCAGCUGCUUUGAUAGUGCAAGUGCCAGAUAGAGAAGUGCCCAAAGCAGAGAAGAAGAAGCUGCUGCAUCCACACGAAGUGUGCUUGAGCGCUUCCAAUGCUCCUGUGGACGGCGUCUUUGCAAGUGCCGAAUGCACCUUUGUCACGGUGCAGAGCGGGGAUGUGCUGGGUUGUGGCCUGAAUGGUGACGGUCAGCUGGGAGUGGGUUUUGCUAGCAUGGCGGUGCCGACUCUUCGCGCAGUACGCCGGCUGCGGCAAGCAACCUGGCUGGGUGGUGGCCUGCACAGCACAGCUGCUCUAGCUGACGGGCGCGUAUUCACCUGGGGCAAGGCUGAGGAGUGUGGCUUGGGCCUUGGCGAGAAGGACCGUCCUCUGCUGGAACCUCGUGAAGUGUCGGGGCUUCCAAGAGUGCGAGCUUUGCGAUGUGGUGGCCAUCACAUGCUGGCAACCACCAUGGAGGGCGACCUUUUCGUUUGGGGAUGUGGCCUGACCCAUCAGUUGGGCAACCGCCCGCGAGACGUAUCCAAUCCUUGCGAUGCUGAUGAGGAGCCCGAGGACGAGCUGAGACCUUAUCGCGUGUCAUCAAAGCAGCUGGAGCAGCGCUUUGUCAUGGUGGCAGACGGUGGCGCACAGCACACGGUAGAGCUCGCAUGGGACGGCUCCUAUGGCAAGCCACAGCCAGCGGAGGCUGCUGCUGACACCAACAUGCGUGAGUCAAUCAAUGCAGAGGACUUGGAACCACCAGCCAAGCGCAGAUUGACAGACCAGCCGGCGGCAGCACCACAGGAGGCAGCAACACGGGAGGCAAUACCGGAAGAGACAGCAAAGCCCGCGGACGUGCGGCCUGAAUCCACUGAAGAUGCGAAUGUCAACGAGCUGGUCAGCUUUGAAGGCUUAGCGGGCGUGGGCGAGGGCAAGUGGAAGUGCAAGACCUGCCUGUGCCAGUGGGACAUGAGCACCAUCAAGUGCCAGGCCUGUGACGGAUACCAGCCAGGGCUAUCUGAAGAGGCCAUUGCAACGAUGGAAGCGGAAAAGGAGGCACAGCAUGCAGCAGCCAUUGCCAAGUUUCAGACGACCUCCACCGUCAAGCCAACAGGCUUUGGUUCUGCAGCGGCGAGUGCUGGGAGCAUCUUCGGAUCUGCAAGCUCUCCAUCUUUGGUUUUUGGCUUUGGGAGCGGUGAGGGUGCCAGCUCAGCUGGCAGCGGCUUCGUGGCCACAGGCACCAGCAGCGGGUUCAGCUCUGGAUUUGGCUCUGGAUUCGGCUCUGGAUUUGGUUCUGCGUUUGGUUCUGGUUUCGGAAGCAGCUCCCAAGCUGGCAGCGUAUCUUUUGGUUUUGGAGGAUCUUCUUCGAGUUCUGCUCCUGCCUUCACCUUUGGCACGUCCGCUGCUCCGGCUGCGCCCGUCAGCAAACAGCUGCAGGAGUUGCCUGACCUUGAGCGGACCGAUGAGGUGCCAGUGGGGGACGUCUUUGUGCACGGCAGUGGGGAGUGCGACCAACUUGGCUUGGGAGACGACAUGCGCGAGCGGCGCAAGCCAACUCUCAUGAAAGCGCUUGUUGGCAAGCAGAUCUCUGAAAUUGCUGUUGGUGCCAUGCAUGUUCUCUGCGUUUCUUCAGGUGGAGCUUUGUACAGCUGGGGGUGCAACGAUGACGGGGCUUUGGGCAGGGUGUCCUCUGACGGCUCUGAUGGAGGCCCGUCGGAUGUAGAGCCUUCCCGCGUGAGCAUGCCAAGUGGCGUUGCAGUCCGCAAGGUGUCUUGUGGUGAUUGCCACAGCUGUGCAUUGGAUGAUCGUGGAAGAGUUUGGCUGUGGGGCACCUACAAGGAUUCCAACGGCUACAUUGGCAUCGUGCACAAGCGGAAGCAAGAGUCGGAAGUGCUGGAGAAGAGUUCUGAGCCUGCCCUUGUGCUGGAGGGAUGUUCCAUGCUUACCAGCGGUGCCAACCACACUGUUGCUCUUUCGGCAGCAAGUGGGCCAAGGAAGGUUUAUGCUUGGGGUUCCAACGCGACUGGGCAGCUGGGCGUGGCUGAUGGUGUUGGCUGCGGGUUCGCGGAGAAGCUGAUUCCCUCCAACCAGCUCGGAGGCCUCACAGCACGGGACGCAGGCGGUUGCGAAAUUGACGGCGAGCCAGUGGUUCGACUGCGAGAAUCCAACGGCACAGAGCGGAGUGCAGCGACCAUGACCUUGGCACAGUUGCAGCAAGCCGCCCAAGGGCCACAGGCAGCUGCUUUGAUAGUGCAAGUGCCAGAUAGAGAAGUGCCCAAAGCAGAGAAGAAGAAGCUGCUGCAUCCACACGAAGUGUUCUUGAGCGCUACCAAUGCUUCUGUGGACGGCGUCUUUGCAAGUGCCGAAUGCACCUUCGUCACGGUGCAGAGUGGGGAUGUGCUGGGUUGUGGCCUGAAUGGUGACGGUCAGCUGGGAGUGGGUUUUGCCAGCAUGGCGGUGCCGACUCUUCGCGCUGUUUGCCGGCUGCGGCAAGCAACCUGGCUGGGUGGUGGCCUGCACAGCACAGCUGCUCUAGCUGAUGGGCGCGUAUUCACCUGGGGCAAGGCUGAGGAGUGUGGCUUGGGCCUUGGCGAGAAGGACCGUCCUCUGCUGGAACCUCGUGAAGUGUCGGGGCUUCCAAGAGUGCGAGCUUUGCGAUGUGGUGGCCAUCACAUGCUGGCAACCACCAUGGAGGGCGACCUUUUCGUUUGGGGAUGUGGCCUGACCCAUCAGUUGGGCAACCGCCCGCGAGACGUAUCCAAUCCUUGCGAUGCUGAUGAGGAGCCCGAGGACGAGCUGAGACCUUAUCGCGUGUCAUCAAAGCAGCUGGAGCAGCGCUUUGUCAUGGUGGCAGACGGUGGCGCACAGCACACGGUAGAGCUCGCAUGGGACGGCUCCUACGGCAAGCCUCAGCCAGCAGAUGCUGCUGCUGACACCGGCAUGCGUGAGUCAAUCAAUGCAGAGGACUUGGAACCACCAGCCAAGCGCAGAUUGACAGACCAGCCGGCGGCAGCACCACAGGAGGCAGCAACACGGGAGGCAAUACCGGAAGAGACAGCAAAGCCCGCGGACGUGCGGCCUGAAUCCACUGAAGAUGCGAAUGUCAACGAGCUGGUCAGCUUUGAAGGCUUAGCGGGCGUGGGCGAGGGCAAGUGGAAGUGCAAGACCUGCCUGUGCCAGUGGGACAUGAGCACCAUCAAGUGCCAGGCCUGUGACGGAUACCAGCCAGGGCUAUCUGAAGAGGCCAUUGCAAAGAUGGAAGCGGAAAAGGAGGCACAGCAUGCAGCAGCCAUUGCCAAGUUUCAGACGACCUCCACCGUCAAGCCAACAGGCUUUGGUUCUGCAGCGGCGAGUGCUGGGAGCACCUUCGGAUCUGCAAGCUCUCCAUCUUUGGUUUUUGGCUUUGGGAGCGGUGAGGGUGCCAGCUCAGCUGGCAGCGGCUUCGUGGCCACAGGCACCAGCAGCGGGUUCAGCUCUGGAUUUGGCUCUGGAUUCGGCUCUGGAUUUGGUUCUGCGUUUGGUUCUGGUUUCGGAAGCAGCUCCCAAGCUGGCAGCGUAUCUUUUGGUUUUGGAGGAUCUUCUUCGAGUUCUGCUCCUGCCUUCACCUUUGGCACGUCCGCUGCUCCGGCUGCGCCCGUCAGCAAACAGCUGCAGGAGUUGCCUGACCUUGAGCGGACCGAUGAGGUGCCAGUGGGGGACGUCUUUGUGCACGGCAGUGGGGAGUGCGACCAACUUGGCUUGGGAGACGACAUGCGCGAGCGGCGCAAGCCAACUCUCAUGAAAGCGCUUGUUGGUAAGCAGAUAUCUGAAAUUGCUGUUGGAGCCAUGCAUGUUCUCUGCGUUUCUUCAGGUGGAGCUUUGUACAGCUGGGGGUGCAACGAUGACGGGGCUUUGGGCAGGGUGUCCUCUGACGGCUCUGAUGGAGGCCCGUCGGAUGUAGAGCCUUCCCGCGUGAGCAUGCCAAGUGGCUUUGCCGUCCGCAAGGUGUCUUGUGGUGAUUGCCACAGCUGUGCAUUGGAUGAUCGUGGAAGAGUUUGGCUGUGGGGCACCUACAAGGAUUCCAACGGCUACAUUGGCAUCGUGCACAAGCGGAAGCAAGAGUCGGAAGUGCUGGAGAAGAGUUCUGAGCCCGCUCUUGUGCUGGAGGGAUGUUCCAUGCUUGCCAGCGGUGCCAACCACACUGUUGCUCUUUCGGCAGCAAGUGGGUCAAGGAAGGUCUAUGCUUGGGGUUCCAACGCGACUGGGCAGCUGGGCGUGGCUGAUGGUGUUGGCUGCGGGUUCGCGGAGAAGCUGAUUCCCUCCAACCAGCUCGGAGGCCUCACAGCACGGGACGCAGGCGGUUGCGAAAUUGACGGCGAGCCAGUGGUUCGACUGCGAGAAUCCAACGGCACAGAGCGGAGUGCAGCGACCAUGACCUUGGCAGAGUUGCAGCAAGCCGCCCAAGGGCCACAGGCAGCUGCUUUGAUAGUGCAAGUGCCAGAUAGAGAAGUGCCCAAAGCAGAGAAGAAGAAGCUGCUGCAUCCACACGAAGUGUUCUUGAGCGCUACCAAUGCUCCUGUGGACGGCGUCUUUGCAAGUGCCGAAUGCACCUUCGUCACGGUGCAGAGUGGGGAUGUGCUGGGCUGUGGCUUGAAUGGUGACGGUCAGCUGGGAGUGGGUUUUGCCAGCAUGGCGGUGCCGACUCUUCGCGCAGUACGCCGGCUGCGGCAAGCAACCUGGCUGGGUGGUGGCCUGCACAGCACAGCUGCUCUAGCUGACGGGCGCGUAUUCACCUGGGGCAAGGCUGAGGAGUGUGGCUUGGGCCUUGGCGAGAAGGACCGUCCUCUGCUGGAACCUCGUGAAUUGUCGGGGCUUCCAAGAGUGCGAGCUUUGCGAUGUGGUGGCCAUCACAUGCUGGCAACCACCAUGGAGGGCGACCUUUUCGUUUGGGGAUGUGGCCUGACCCAUCAGUUGGGCAACCGCCCGCGAGACAUAUCCAACCCUUGCGAUGCUGAUGAGGAGCCCGAGGACGAGCUAAGACCUUAUCGUGUGUCAUCAAAGCAGCUGGAGCAGCGCUUUGUCAUGGUGGCAGACGGUGGCGCACAGCAUACGGUAGAGCUCGCAUGGGACGGCUCCUACGGCAAGCCUCAGCCAGCAGAUGCUGCUGCUGACACCGGCAUGCGUGAGUCAAUCAAUGCAGAGGACUUGGAACCACCAGCCAAGCGCAGAUUGACAGACCAGCCGGCGGCAGCACCACAGGAGGCAGCACCACAGGAGGCAAUACCGGAAGAGACAGCAAAGCCCGCGGACGUGCGGCCUGAAUCCACUGAAGAUGCGACUGUCAACGAGCUGGUCAGCUUUGAAGGCUUAGCGGGCGUGGGCGAGGGCAAGUGGAAGUGCAAGACCUGCCUGUGCCAGUGGGACAUGAGCACCAUCAAGUGCCAGGCCUGUGACGGAUACCAGCCAGGGCUAUCUGAAGAGGCCAUUGCAAAGAUGGAAGCGGAAAAGGAGGCACAGCAUGCAGCAGCCAUUGCCAAGUUUCAGACGACCUCCACCGUCAAGCCAACAGGCUUUGGUUCUGCAGCGGCGAGUGCUGGGAGCAUCUUCGGAUCUGCAAGCUCUCCAUCUUUGGUUUUUGGCUUUGGGAGCGGUGAGGGUGCCAGCUCAGCUGGCAGCGGCUUCGUGGCCACAGGCACCAGCAGCGGGUUCAUCUCUGGAUUUGGCUCUGGAUUAGGCUCUGGAUUUGGUUCUGCGUUUGGUUCUGGUUUCGGAAGCAGCUCGCAAACUGGUGGCGUAUCUUUUGGUUUUGGAGGAUCUUCUUCGAGUUCUGCUCCUGCCUUCACCUUUGGCACGUCCGCUGCUCCGGCUGCGCCCGUCACCAAAAAGCUGCAGGAGUUGCCUGACCUUGAGCGGACCGAUGAGGUGCCAGUGGGGGACGUCUUUGUGCACGGCAGUGGGGAGUGCGACCAGCUUGGCUUGGGAGACAAGUUGCCGAUGCGCGAGCGGCGCAAGCCAACCCUCGUGAAAGACCUGGUUGGCAAUCAGAUCUAUGAAAUUGCUGUUGGUGCCAUGCAUGUUCUCUGCGUUUCUGCAGGUGCUGCUUUGUACAGCUGGGGGUGCAACGAUGACGGGGCUUUGGGCAGGGUGUCCUCUGACGGCUCUGAUGGAGGCCCGUCGGAUGUAGAGCCUUCUCGCGUGAGCAUGCCAAGUGGUGUUGCCGUCCGCAAGGUGUCUUGUGGUGAUUGCCACAGCUGUGCAUUGGAUGAUCGUGGAAGAGUUUGGCUGUGGGGCACCUACAAGGAUUCCAACGGCUACAUUGGCAUCGUGCACAAGCGGAAGCAAGAGUCGGAAGUGCUGGAGAAGAGUUCUGAGCCUGCCCUUGUGCUGGAGGGAUGUUCCAUGCUUGCCAGCGGUGCCAACCACACUGUUGCUCUUUCGGCAGCAAGUGGGUCAAGGAAGGUCUAUGCUUGGGGUUCCAACGCGACUGGGCAGCUGGGCGUGGCUGAUGGUGUUGGCUGCGGGUUCGCGGAGAAGCUGAUUCCCUCCAACCAGCUCGGAGGCCUCACAGCACGGGACGCAGGCGGUUGCGAAAUUGACGGCGAGCCAGUGGUUCGACUGCGAGAAUCCAACGGCACAGAGCGGAGUGCAGCGACCAUGACCUUGGCAGAGUUGCAGCAAGCCGCCCAAGGGCCACAGGCAGCUGCUUUGAUAGUGCAAGUGCCAGAUAGAGAAGUGCCCAAAGCAGAGAAGAAGAAGCUGCUGCAUCCACACGAAGUGUUCUUGAGCGCUACCAAUGCUCCUGUGGACGGCGUCUUUGCAAGUGCCGAAUGCACCUUCGUCACGGUGCAGAGUGGGGAUGUGCUGGGUUGUGGCCUGAAUGGUGACGGUCAGCUGGGAGUGGGUUUUGCUAGCAUGGCGGUGCCGACUCUUCGCGCAGUAUGCCGGCUGCGGCAAGCAAUUUGGGUGGGUGGUGGCCUGCACAGCACAGCUGCUCUAGCUGACGGGCGCGUAUUCACCUGGGGCAAGGCUGAGGAGUGUGGCUUGGGCCUUGGCGAGAAGGACCGUCCUCUGCUGGAACCUCGUGAAGUGUCGGGGCUUCCAAGAGUUCGAGCUUUGCGAUGUGGUGGCCAUCACAUGCUGGCAACCACCAUGGAGGGCGACCUUUUCGUUUGGGGAUGUGGCCUGACCCAUCAGUUGGGCAACCGCCCGCGAGACGUAUCCAACCCUUACGAUGCUGAUGAGGAGCCCCAGGACGAGCUAAGACCUUAUCGUGUGUCAUCAAAGCAGCUGGAGCAGCGCUUUGUCAUGGUGGCAGACGGUGGCGCACAGCACACGGUAGAGCUGGCAUGGGACGGCUCCUACGGCAAGCCACAGCCAGCGGAGGCUGCAGUUUCCGUUGAAGUUGAAGGCCGUUCGCAAGAAGCUCCUUCGGAUGAACCUCCAUUGAAGCGAAGAGCUGUGGAAGUUUCACUUUGGGACGCUGAAGGUGCAGCACAAGCUGCGGCUGAGGUCCUCCGCUACUUUUCGGGCCACCUGCUGAGCGAGCCGGCGGCCGCGAGAGGAUUUGAAACCUUCGGCUCAGCCCAAGGCGAAGGUGUGAGGGAGAUGCAGGUUUUAUGGUCCCCGCGUGAUGCCAAAACAGAGGCUCCGACCAGUCAGCCUGCGCCGAAGCUGUCCAAGGAGGUCGAGCAGCACUUGGCAGCCCAGAUCUCAUGCUUGCGUGGGCUCGUAUGGGCGAGUCGCAAUCCAGGGCCGCAGCUCUUUGGAGUCCUUGCUGCUGGCCACAGCUCGCCGCGAUCAAGGCGUAUGUGAAGCCAUAGCCGCUCGCCACUGCGAUAGUGCUGACGCGACGCUAUGAAGCGG